Messenger RNA from Rhodofomes roseus, 1042 nucleotides. Its product is annotated as histone-fold-containing protein. The record is from RefSeq and is a predicted model, not a curated record. Gene Ontology annotation, cellular component: CHRAC; epsilon DNA polymerase complex. Gene Ontology annotation, molecular function: chromatin DNA binding; protein heterodimerization activity. Gene Ontology annotation, biological process: heterochromatin formation; DNA damage response; leading strand elongation. The transcript is spliced from 5 exons. The coding region runs from base 110 to 847 and encodes 245 amino acids. NCBI's taxonomy places the organism in Eukaryota, Fungi, Basidiomycota, Agaricomycetes, Polyporales, Fomitopsidaceae.
GGCUCAGCUUCGACCGACGACCACGACCUCUGUAACAUCCGCCACCAUAUCAUUCAUCACCUUUUCAAGUGCUCCUGCUUGCGUCCCACCACAACAAGACUGGGAUACAAUGGCAGGAGGUAGCAAAGAAGCGACUACGUCGGCCGUCGCCGCUCAGGCCCAGCAAGAGGCCGUUUCGGAAGGCAUCGAGACAUUCGAGUUGCCACGAAGUAUAAUAACUAAGCUGGCGCGUUCAGCGAUGUCCGAAAACACCAAAAUGUCCAAAGACGUCGUGCUGUCCUUCCAAAAGGCUUCCACCGUGUUCAUCAACUACUUGGCUGCAACGGCUCACGAGGUCGCAGCCUCUAAACAGCACAAAAGUAUAUCCGCAACAGACGUUCUGAAGGCACUUGAGCUGGUCGAGAUGGGUGACAUGGUGCACAAACUCCAACAGGAACUCCAAGUGUACCGCGAGGUACAGAAGACGGACAAGGGUCGUAAAAGUACGGGUGGCGCGAAGGGCAAGGGUCGCGAGUCGCAGGGCGAGCCACAUUCCGUCUCCGCCGCGUCAGCGGCGAAAGCGAAACAGAAUGCGAAGGAGAAGGGCCCGACGAUCACGAUCAGCCGUACGCAGACGAAGCCGUCACGGCGGGACACCGAACCAGAAGAGCCUGAAGAAGGUGCCAAUGGAGAUGUGGAUGGGGAUGAAGACGAGGAGAUGGCGGAUGAGGAAGAGGUAGAGGAAGAAGAUGACAUGGAAGACGAGGAGGUGGGUGACGAGGAGCCUGAAGACUCCAUGGCUGUCGACGAUAAAGAGGCUCAAGGAGACGGAGGAGGUCUAAGCGACGGAUAUGAUGAGGAGGAGUAAGAGCUGGGUUACACAUUGCGCGUUUUGUGUAUUAGAUUAUGCCUCUGAAUCUUGGGAUGCGUUCAUCCCUCGACAGUAUGGUCAUGCUUCACUCCGUUUGUUCCAAGGAUACGCCUACUGACGAAGUCCGUGUACCUCCUAUGUCUCAGCACCUGACACGACAGAGUCAACCUGGCAAUGGACAUGACUCGAACA